UCACAAUAAAAAAUUCUUUUGUGACGUAAAUAUUUUAUAAAAUUAUAUCGAUUCGAUUAGAAAGUUAAUCUGUCAUUUUAUACGAUAGGCAAAACAAUUAUGAAUAUUUGUCUUUAAAAUUAACCGAUAUAUUAAUAUUUUUGAAUAAUUUAUAUUAUAUAAUUGAAAUGAAAAAUGAAAAAUGAAAAAUGAAAAUAUAUAGCAAAAAAGAAUAAUUAUAUUUAUGUAAUAAAUAGAAAAGAUUGCGCAAUAACACAUAUUCAUUUAAUCAAUUCCCAAUAGUGUUCUAAUUAAAUUUCUUUUAAAUUGUAUUUUAUGAAAAAUAGUUGAUUAUUUGGUUUACGGUGUUAAUUAUAUAUACAGAUGAAUCCUCUUAUAAAUCGUACAAUUUUUUUUAGUGGACGACAUUCAUUUGGUUAUUUUAUAAGACAAUUUCGAAUAUCAUCUCAAAACAUGGUUACCGUAGGUGAAAAAAUACCCACAAUUGAUCUUUUUGAAGAUUCUCCAACAAAUAAAGUGAAUCUUGCUAAAAUUUCAAAUGGAAAAAAAAUUAUAGUUUUUGGAGUACCAGGAGCUUUUACACCAGGAUGUUCAAAGACACAUCUUCCUGGUUAUAUACAAAAAGCUUCAGAUUUAAAAUCUAAAGGAAUUUCAGAAAUUUUUUGUAUUUCUGUAAAUGACCCAUUUGUAAUGGCAGCAUGGGGUAAAGCACAAGGAGCAGAAGGCAAGGUACGUAUGUUGGCAGAUCCUGCAGCUCAAUUUACAGAUGCAUUAGAAUUAUCUGUAGAUUUACCAGUUCUGGGUGGAAAAAGAAGUAAACGAUACUCAAUGGUUCUUGAUAAUGGAAUAAUUACAGAAUUAAAUAUUGAACCUGAUAAUACAGGUCUUUCUUGUUCUUUGGUCGAAAAUAUUAAAGUAUAAAAUGCAUGUUAUUGAAUAUUAUAUAACAAACUUAAAAGAUUGUAAAUUGACUUUAAUCUUUAAUAUUUACUCUUUAUGUUUAUUUAAAAAAAAAUUGUAGCAUUAUAAUUUACAAUAAAAUAUUAUAUCUUAAAAAUUUUA
Apis mellifera (honey bee) is the source of this 1062-nucleotide messenger RNA. RefSeq names its product peroxiredoxin-5, mitochondrial (gene Prx5). Gene Ontology annotation, molecular function: thioredoxin peroxidase activity. Gene Ontology annotation, biological process: cellular response to oxidative stress; cell redox homeostasis; hydrogen peroxide catabolic process. The record is from RefSeq and is a predicted model, not a curated record. Lineage: Eukaryota; Metazoa; Arthropoda; Insecta; Hymenoptera; Apidae. The transcript is spliced from 4 exons. Gene Ontology annotation, cellular component: cytoplasm; peroxisome; mitochondrion. Bases 364 to 921 code for a protein of 185 amino acids.